Messenger RNA from Nannospalax galili (Upper Galilee mountains blind mole rat), 1318 nucleotides. It is a transcript of the gene Nkx2-5, whose product is annotated as NK2 homeobox 5. The transcript has 2 exons. Gene Ontology annotation, biological process: cell differentiation; regulation of transcription by RNA polymerase II. The coding region runs from base 100 to 1047 and encodes 315 amino acids. NCBI's taxonomy places the organism in Eukaryota, Metazoa, Chordata, Mammalia, Rodentia, Spalacidae. The record is from RefSeq and is a predicted model, not a curated record. Gene Ontology annotation, molecular function: RNA polymerase II cis-regulatory region sequence-specific DNA binding; DNA-binding transcription factor activity, RNA polymerase II-specific. Gene Ontology annotation, cellular component: nucleus.
GGGUGCGGGCGGCGGGCACCAUGCAGGGAGGCUGUCCCCGGGGGUGGGCAGCGCCACGCUCUGCCGCCCACCUGGCGCUGUGAGACCAGCGCUGCCACCAUGUUUCCCAGCCCUGCACUCACACCCACGCCGUUCUCGGUCAAAGACAUCCUGAACCUGGAGCAACAGCAACGCAGUCUGGCCGCCGGGGAACUCUCUGCGCGCCUUGAAGCCACCCUGGCGCCAGCCUCCUGCAUGCUGGCCGCCUUCAAGCCGGAGGCCUACGCCGGGCCCGAAGCCGCAGCGCCCGGCCUUGCGGAGCUGGGCCCUGCGCCUUCGCCCCCCAAGUGCGCUCCUGCCUUCCCAGCCGCCCCCGCCUUCUAUCCGCGUGCCUAUAGCGAGCCUGACCCGGCCAAGGACCCUCGAGCAGAUAAGAAAGAACUGUGCGCGCUGCAGAAGGCGGUGGAGUUGGAGAAGGCCGAGCCCGACAGCGCCGAGCGGCCCCGCGCGCGGAGACGGAGGAAGCCACGCGUGCUCUUCUCGCAGGCGCAGGUCUACGAGCUGGAGCGGCGCUUCAAGCAACAGCGCUACCUAUCGGCUCCGGAACGCGACCAGCUGGCCAGCGUGCUGAAGCUCACGUCCACGCAGGUCAAGAUCUGGUUCCAGAACCGGCGCUACAAGUGCAAGCGGCAGCGGCAGGACCAGACUCUGGAGCUGGUGGGGCUGCCCCCGCCGCCGCCGCCCGCCCGCAGGAUCGCCGUGCCGGUGCUGGUGCGCGACGGGAAACCCUGCCUCGGGGACUCGGCGCCCUACGCCCCGGCCUACGGCGUGGGCCUCAACUACGGCUACAACGCCUACCCGUCCUACCCCGGCUACGGCGGGGCGGCCUGCAGCCCCGGCUACAGCUGCGCCGCCGCCUACCCCGCCGGGCCCGCGGCCGCUCAGCCAGCCUCGGCCAACAGUAACUUCGUGAACUUCGGCGUGGGAGACUUGAACGCCGUGCAGAGUCCGGGAAUGCCGCAGGGCAAUUCGGGCGUGUCUACGCUGCACGGUAUCCGAGCGUGGUAGGGAAGGGACCCGCCUGCGGAGCCCCGGACCGGUUCCCAGCUUAGGAGACCUGAGAUGGCUCCCGGGGAAGGGAGGGCUCCCCGCCCCUCGGAUUUCAAGCGCGCCGCAGCGCCGGCCUCGGAAUGAUUUCUACCCCAAGCCCUUUGUUCCUGAGUGCGCCCGGACACCUCCGACAGAUCGACACCCUUAGGGACCGAGUGCCCGCCACGCGGGCCUAGGAUCCCAGAGCGUGGGCCGGGAGCCCGGGCCCUGACUGCCUUUAUGCCGCCCA